CCCCGAGAAACACUUAGAAAAGAACAUUCCAUCCCAAAGACCCGGAGUGGAGUUCCUGGGGUAGGACUGUGCAGGAACUUGGGGACUCACUCGGGGACCUGGGGGCCGGGGGCGUCGCACCUGGACGCGGGACACAAAAGUUAGGAGGGUCCCGCCCAGGGGUCGCCAGCACGCUUUCUGCCCGAUUGGCGGAAGCGCUCAGACUUUUCUUUAUGGCGUCACCGAGUACCUGCCUGUAGGAAGGCCCCGGCUGCGUGACGUCACGCCGCGCUGACCAAUGAACGGCCCGAGCCGGCGGGCCCCGAGGAGGGUUGUGGGCCCUUCUUUUUGUGAAUGAAGCUCCACGGAACAUCCCUCCUGGGGGUCCCCGGGAGCCGCGGCCCACUGAGCUCGGACGCCCAGGCACCAGCGUCCCAGGGCGCGCGCGCUUUGCCCCAGCCUCCGGCUAGCGCUGUGUGGCCCCCGGGACGCGGGCGGUGGGAGGCGCAGCUCGAGGACCCGGGCCGGGCUGCCGGGCCAUGGUCGCGGUCCCCUGACGGGCCGCGGCCGCCUCCAUGAAGCGCAAGAGCGAGCGGCGCUCGUCUUGGACUACCGCGCCCCCCUGCUCGCGCCGCAGCUCGUCCACCUCCCCCGGCGUGAAGAAGAGCCGCAGCUCCACGCCGCAGGAGCUGCACCGCCUGGAGCAGCAGGACGACCUGUACCUGGACAUCACGGAUCGCCUUUGUUUUGCCAUUCUCUACAGCAGACCAAAGAGUGCGUCAAAUGAACAUUAUUUCAGCAUAGAUAAUGAACUUGAAUAUGAGAAUUUCUACGCAGAUUUUGGACCGCUCAACUUGGCAAUGGUUUACAGAUAUUGUUGCAAGAUAAAUAAGAAACUCAAGUCCAUUACGAUGCUGAGGAAGAAAAUUAUCCAUUUUACUGGCUCUGAUCAGAGGAAACAAGCGAAUGCAGCCUUCCUUAUUGGCUGUUACAUGGUUAUAUAUUUAGGAAGGACUCCAGAAGACGCAUAUAGAACAUUAAUCUUUGGAGAUACAGCCUAUAUCCCUUUCAGAGACGCUGCCUAUGGAAGCUGCAGUUUCUAUAUCACACUUCUCGACUGUUUUCACGCAGUAAGGAAGGCAAUGCAGUACGGCUUCUUUAAUUUCAACACAUUUAACCUUGAUGAAUAUGAACACUAUGAAAAAGCAGAAAAUGGAGAUUUCAACUGGAUAAUACCGGAUCGGUUUCUUGCCUUCUGUGGACCCCAUUCAAAAUCCAGACUUGAGAGUGGUUACCACCAACAUUCUCCUGAGACUUAUAUUCCGUAUUUUAAGAAUCACAAUGUAACUACCAUUAUCCGUCUGAAUAAAAGGAUGUAUGAUGCUAAGCGCUUUACGGAAGCUGGUUUCGAUCACCAUGAUCUUUUCUUUCCGGAUGGCAGCACUCCUGCUGAGUCAAUUGUCCAAGAAUUUCUGGAUAUUUGUGAAAGUGUUGAGGGUGCCAUUGCUGUGCAUUGCAAAGCUGGCCUUGGUCGAACAGGUACUCUGAUAGGCUGCUACCUCAUGAAGCAUUAUAGGAUGACGGCAGCUGAGAGCAUUGCCUGGCUCAGGAUCUGCAGACCGGGUUCAGUGAUUGGGCCCCAGCAGCAGUUUCUGGUCAUGAAACAGUCAAGCCUCUGGCUGGAAGGCGACUAUUUACGUCAGAAGUUGAGAGGGCAGGAGAACGGACCUCUCAGAGCAGCCUUCUCCAAACACCUCUCGGAUGUUGAUGACAUUUCGAUAAGUGGGCUUGAGAAUCAAGACAAGCAAGAGUCUGAGCUGUAUAGUGAUGAUGAUGAAAUCAAUGGAGUGACACAAGGAGACAGACUUCGGACCCUGAAAAGUCGGAGACAAUCAAAAGCCAACACUAUCCCCCUCGCAAAUCGGACCACCACCACCCUUGUUUCCCGCCCCUUUGCCAUCACAGUUGCUGCUCUGGGACUUUUAGGGUGUCUUAAAGCUACAGUCCAGCCGUUUCAAGGACUAAGACAGUCUUGCGUUAAAGUUAAAAAAAAAAAAACCGGUGACCGGCACUCCAGGCAAGACCAGGCAGAAAUGCCCCAACAGGAUUUAGCCAAUCGAUCUGAGAACAAAACAGACCCUGCAAAAGGCCUUAGUUUCUUUCCACAUAAGACGUCCAUUCAAUGAAGAAAACAUCAAUCGGCCUCUCAGCCGCUUGCUGACUUUGGGUUUUGGUUGAACCAUUUGAGGGCCCGACUCUCCCUUCUGUAAUCUCCAGUUGGACAAAAACUGCUAUUGUAAGUUUAGUCUCAGGUGUCAAUACCUGGCCCUGUGCCGCCAGAGAGCUGUCUGGUGAGUGUGGUACAUGUGUGUUCCUGUGAUGGCAAUCGUGUUUGCUGCUCGCCUUCAGAAGAGUGGAGGAUCUGAUGGAGGACUCUUGGGUAUUUAUUUUUUGUUCAGCCUGUGACCACCCCCCACCCCACCCCCGGCUUGCAAUUUAUAAAGAUGAAAGGAGAUGAGCGUCCCUCCAGUGGUAUCCUCUGUCUUAAGACAGGAUUUGGUACAAUCGGUUUCACUUUACUCUUGUUAAUAUUGUUGGGAUGUUCACUGUGUGAAGUACCCAAGCUGCUUGUCUUUCACCAAAGAGUGCUUUAAUAACAAUCUGUGAAAACUGCAUUUAAACACUGUUACGUGUUGUUGCGGUUACUAAAACCUGCUAACGAAUGUUGAUAGAGCAAUUGAACCUUUUCUCGGUUGAAAGGUUACAUAAGUCCUUCCUUGUAUCUUGAAGAUUUCAGGGCUGGGACGUUGGGUUGCUCAGUCAUGUUAGAAUUGUGUUUCCUCCCAUACAUUAAAACCAAACAGCAGUGCUGAUGUUUGUCUUUGGAAAAGCAUCCUAAGUAAUGGUGGCUUUAAAAAACAAAAUUGUUAACCCUUUGUAAAGUCUUGCUCUGUAAUGCUGUGGAGUUUCUUGUGGUUCACAGUUUGAUGUUAGUGACAAUCGCUCACUUCUGGAGUUAGGUUGUUUGUGUAAGAGAACUCACUGUUGCCUUUGGUUAGGGAAUAUGACUAGAAACUGUAGCGUGCCUUUUCUCUUCUCCCUUGCUGGAAGCCAGCAGCACUUGUGCCAUGAAGCAAUUGCAAAACCAGAAUUUAUCUGCUGCCAAAAAGAAAAAGAUUGAGCCAAUAAUUAGAGAAUACUUAACAGUUGUCUUGGUUACUUCCACAAUAGAGGAUAAUGGUUUUUGUCUUUCUCCAGUCUGGAGACUGGAGAAAUGCAAUAUGGAAAGCCAUUGAAAGCCAAUGCCUUCCUAAGACAGAUGAAUGUGUCAGGCGAGCAGGCAAUCCCACUUGAAAAGCUACCUUCCUGGUAGUUGGAACAAACAGGUUAAAGUCUAGUAAGUGAAAAAAAAAUUGAAAGGCAGUGGGUCCCCCGUUUCACUGUUUCUGUCCUCAAACUGUGGCGUUGGCUGACAUUGGGUUGGGAGCCCGAGGAUGUCAAUGUAGAAUCCACACAAAGAGCUCCUCCCCAGUCAACUUUUAAACACUAGAGAAAGCCAGUUAAGAGCUAGGUAGGAGGACAAACAUUUCAUUUACUGAUAAUGCUCAAUCAAACUGCACCCGAGUAUAAAAUAGCAACUUCUCAGGAUGGGUCUUUCUCCCCUGAAUAAGCUAGUGCUUUGGAAACCUCACUUCCAUCUGAACCAAGCUGAAUUCGUCCUCAGUGUAUCAGGAUGGGUGCACGGGGCCUGCCCACCGUGGCUCAUGGUGAUUGAGUUUGGGAAUAACCCACUUGGGCUUCAGUGAUAACCUCAGUGCUUUUUAGAAAUUGCUGCCCCUUUGUGUUGGUGGCUCCAUUCAGCUAGAAUUGCUACCACUGUGGCUCUUGCUAAAAUUCCCUAUUUAACUCUCUUGAUGAAGGAAACAUGAGUUGGUUAGGACACAUUGCCAGGGAAACCUGCUCCAGAUGCUGAGGUGAUAGAGCUCUGGGGAUGGACAGUCACCAGCACUGACUGGUGACAUAUAGGAUCCAGGAAGUCUGGGUCUGACUAAUGGAAAAUCCUUCCUGCUGUGAAUUAGUGGACAAUUCCUCCUCAGCUACAACUACCCAGAACCUUCUGGGAUAAGAAGACCCUGUUGCUACAGAGCAUGAACCAGUAGAUGUUGGAUGGAGGGGCCUCUUUAACUUAAGAACUUUAAAUACUUUGAAAGUACAUCAAGUCCUCUUCCAGCAAAAUUAAAAUAGGAAAGUAUAUGUAUAGGUGCCCCUGAAGCUUUUGGGGGACCCAGACCACCCAGAAUUCAAGAGAGGAAUGCUUGCAAAGCUGGGCUUUAGGACUUGCAGACAGAUUAAUACAAUUUUGAGGCCCAAUUAGAGCUCUGUUGCCAUGAGGCAAGAAGGAUGGGCCCUGAGCCGCGCCACAUUCAGUGGUAGCAACAUUUAUCUAACAUGACCACAUGCUGCUCUUCUUCAGAACUUACUAGCUUUAACUUGGUCCCCAAAAAUCUAUCCAUUGUCCUGCUCCAUGCCCUACCACCUCUCCCCUACAGGUGGCUUCUACCUCUUGGCUUGGGCCCCGACAGGUCAUAGAGGCUUUCCCAAGUGUUCUCAUGAGGCUCGUUGAGCAUUUGCAGGUCUAGCAGACCUUUCCAGGUUUCUGGGUAACUUGUGCCUAGAAUUCCUUAGUCCUCCGUUAGCUUGAAUCACUGUCUGUGACAAGUAUUUGUUCGUUUGGUAUAUGUUCUAGAAGUAAUAGCUGCUUUUCUUCGGAUAUUUUCUGAAAGUUCUUACCACAUUUUAGGAAGCAGUUGAUCAGAAACCUUAAACCCAUUUUCUUUAAGAUUUCUCUCCCACUGAAAUGUCCUAGUCACUGCUCUUGCAUUUCUCCUUGAAUCUGAGCGUUCCCCAUGUUACUGAGUGGAAAUACUACAGAUGUAUUAAAAAGACUUGCCUAUACUGUAGAAGAAAUUACCUCCUUAAUGAUCCAAUAGAAUUCACUGUGGAUAGACUGUCCAUCAGAUUAAAGUACUGCGGUUUUACACUCAUUGUUUGAAGACUUUAUUGUACACUCAUGUACAGACGAUUAAGUGAAGUUUUAAAGUGUAAUCAGUAUUUGAUCAAUUAUUGUCUUGAUAUUUUAUUAAAUUGUAUAUUUCUAAUCAUAUUUUUUAAAGCUAAGAGAACUGGUUGGAUGUUUAUUCUCCUGAAGGUAUUUUUAAGAUAACGCUUCACCGUAGCCUGUAAACUUGGCACAUAUAUGUAGUUUUUGAUACUUCUUGUUGCAUUUGAAAAUCUUGUGUAUUGUAAAAUGGUUUUAUACAAAAUACUAAAUGGUAGAAAUUGUAUAAUUUACAAUCAAAUAAUUAAAAAUAUCAAACAGUU
This is a messenger RNA of Mesocricetus auratus (golden hamster), 5361 nucleotides long. It is a transcript of the gene Cdc14b, whose product is annotated as cell division cycle 14B. Gene Ontology annotation, cellular component: centrosome; spindle pole; nucleolus. Bases 555 to 2165 code for a protein of 536 amino acids. Gene Ontology annotation, biological process: positive regulation of cytokinesis; cilium assembly; regulation of exit from mitosis. Gene Ontology annotation, molecular function: protein serine/threonine phosphatase activity; protein tyrosine/serine/threonine phosphatase activity. NCBI's taxonomy places the organism in Eukaryota, Metazoa, Chordata, Mammalia, Rodentia, Cricetidae. The record is from RefSeq and is a predicted model, not a curated record. The transcript is spliced from 14 exons.